Molecule: messenger RNA, 525 nt
Organism: Pyricularia pennisetigena
Lineage: Eukaryota; Fungi; Ascomycota; Sordariomycetes; Magnaporthales; Pyriculariaceae
Exons: 3
Coding region: 1-525 (174 amino acids)
Source: RefSeq, a predicted model, not a curated record
AUGGCCUCCUUCUUGCUCAUGCUCGCCGCGGCCGCGUCCUUCGUCAAGGGCUGCGAGAUCCCAACCGACGAGCUCCCCAACACCAUCACGGAAGAGUUCGCCAUCCAGGUCCAGAACCCUGCGUUCCCCGAGAUCCACAACCGUCUAUACAACAUCUGGUCGUCCGGCGGCGGCGACCAGCACCCGUUCCUGUCGCCCGCGGGCAACUCCACUGACGAGCUGACCCUGGUCGACGGCGUCAUCACCAUGGCGACCGUCGUCCCGACCAUCCGCGCAGUCAUCAACGGCGAGUACACCGAGACGGACAACACCACCAAGCUGUUCAUGACGGAGCGCGGAGACCCGCGUGCCGUCUUCCACCCCAUCUACAGCUGCAACCCCGACACGGACGAGCUGCAGACCGAGCUCGCGUUCGUGGCCCGCGCCCUCGAGGGCGAGGCGCCCGGCGGACACAUCUGCGUGCGCUCUGCGUCGGGCGAGAGGCACGAGUUCCGAUGGUCGCCCGCCGGAAACCCGACACUCUGA